CUCUCCCUGCGCCCCCAGCCCAGCGCGCCCCAGGCAGCGAGAGGCCAGGCCGGGGGACACGCGGUGCGGGGUGGGGGCCGGGCCUGCUCCGCGGCGGAGCCAGCCCCUUGCAGGGAGCGGGGCCGGGCCGGGCCGAGGGCGGGGCCGGGCGGGCGGCCGGCGCAGGAAGGACCGUUAGGCGCCAGAUGUUUGGCAGCCGAGCGCAGAGGAAGUGGCUGCCGGAGCGCAGGGACGGGGAGCGGCCCGAGGCCCCAGCGCUGCCGCCAUGCCCCCGCCCGCGCCCCCCAGCGCGCCGCCGCCCGGGCCGCCCGCCCGCGGGCCGCUGAGCCUGCACCGGCCCUUCCUGCGCAGCCCGCUGGCCCCGCUGCGCCUGGGGCAGCUGCUCCUGGGCGCCGCCUGCUGGGGGACGGUGGCGGCCCACAAGUACGAGGGGGCGGCGCACUUCGCGCUCUUCGCCGCCGUGCUGGCCUGGCUGCUGGCGCUGGCGCUCGCCGGCCUCAGCCUGCUGGGGCGCUGGGCGCUGGUGCCGCUGCUGGGCGCCCGCUGGCUGCUCGCCAACGCGGCGCACGACCUGCUGCUGGGCGUCGGGCUCUACGCGGCGGCCGCGGGCGUCAUGGGCCACAAGGCGGAGCGGCACAGCUACUGCAACCUCCGCGGCUACAGCCAGCCCUGCCUCUACCGCGCCUACCUGGCCGCCGCCGUCUGCGCCGCCCUGGCCGCCGCCCUCCACCUGCUCUCGGGCCUCUACUGCCUGGCGCGCCGCUGCCGGGGCCACCGCGACAUCGUCUGAGCGCCGGGCAGGGCCCCCGGCCGGCCGCGGUCCCCGGCGGACAGAGCCCCCCCGCAGACAGACCGACAGACAGACAGCGCCCUGCGCCCCCGGACAGACCGACAGACAGCGCCCUGCGCCCCCGGACAGACCGACAGACAGAGCCCUCUGCCCCCACCAAGGACCAAGCGCCCCCGGACAGACCGACAGACAGCGCCCUGCGCCCCCGGACAGACCGACAGACAGAGCCCUCUGCCCCCGCCAGGCACUGAGCGCCCCCGGACAGACAGACCUCCCCCCGCCUGACGGCUCUCCAUAGCCAGUCAAGGACCCGCAGCCCCCAGGGACCCCGCCCCCAGAGGACGGACAGACACAGGCUAUCCUCAGCCAAAGAACCCCAGUCCCGAUCGCCCGAAGGUGGGGGCUGCCGGCCCUCGGGCUCCCCCCUUCCGGCUCUCACAGGUGGGUGCUGGCACUGGGUCUCCGCUUACUUGCUCCCCAGGGGCAGCUGAGCUGUGGGGCUGGGACAGGAGGGAGCAGGCCCCCAUGGCUGUCAUGGGAGGGGAGGGGAGAGUUCUGGGCCAGGGCCAGGGACCGCUCUGGCACCCCUCCUAGCACCCACUGCCCAGCCAGGAUGAGCUUCCCAGCAUCAGCCCCUCCCCAGGCCGGAAACGCCCAGGGAGAAGCCCUGAUCGAUGAGAACCAACUGCCCAGAGACCCCCCUUCUCUGGGGGGGCCCCUCCCAGGGGCUGAGCCCUCACUCUCCCCUGCCCCCACAUGCAGCUCCUGCCCCAUCCGCUCAGGGACAGAACUAUGUCCCCAGCCCCAGAUGCGGCCCCCACCUAGGCGGGGCGGAUGGCAUGUGGCGGGCAGGGGAAUCCAGUGCCAGCCCAGAGCCACCACCCCUUCCCCGGCCAUUCCCAGGGAGUGGGGCCCCAGCAGGGCAAAGCCAUUGCUCGCUGCUGCUGCCCAUUCCCAGCCCUGGGUCAUGGAUGGGGGCAGGAGGGAGCAGGGGCUGAGCCAUGCAAGAUGUUCCAGGCCUGGGUAUGUCAGGGCAGCCUGGGAACCCCCUUCAGCUCAGCCUCCUGCUCACGGGUGUGACUCUCCCUAGUGCCUUUUUCUUUGCAGGGGCCACGCAGCCCCUGACAAGCUGUACACCGGGAUCCCCACACCUGCCAGGGAAAUGCAGCUACCUCUGGGGUGGCGCGCAGCUGUUGUUUAACCGCUGUGCAGCCGGUGAGGACGGGAAGUGAAAGACACUGUGCCCAGUUGAAGUUGCAGGGUGGGACGGAUUUGAGGUUGGUGGAAUUUAGCCCAAUAAGGAAAUUUAAGGGAAGGACAGGCAGGUUUCAUAACCAAGCAGAGACCUCUCCGAGAUGGCUCCACCUUCGGAAGAUCCCCCGCGCAGGGCCCCACCAGCAGGGCAAGCCUGGCCUGUGCUCCGCGGGCUGAUUCCACGAGUGGUGACUCAGGGCCGUGCCCCCGGUCCCAGGCCAGCGGCUGUGCCAAGGCCGCUGGGCAGCGCAGAGGAGCCCCAGUGCCAAGGGGCAGCAAGUGCCUUAGAUUUUUUACAGACUUCCACCGUGGUGCCAUCGAUCCCUGCGCUGUUCUCGCCCCCGGAGCUGGGCGGGCGUGACUUGCCCUGGGCGCUGGACUGGAGGCAGCCCAGCGCUGUGAAGGAGGCCCAGAGCGACACCGCAGAUGCAGCGGCUGGGUGCUGUGCCCUGUUCCAGGAACGCUGCCCCCUCCCCACACGUCAGUACCCAUCUCUCAGGCCCCUGGUUUUCCCAGGCCUGGAGCCCUUGCUUCGCUGCAACCCGGGGAAGUGCCUUUCACCCCAGUGACCUCCAGAGCUCUGUGCGAAGGCAGAGGGAGCCAGAAGGUGGAUCAGCCUGGCCCGUGGCCCCCCACCCGAAAGCCAACAGCUCAGGGAACUUGACCGGCUCCAGCACAUCCUGGGAACCCCCAUCUCUGGCUCCUCUCCUGACCCCUCCUCCAGCCAGGAGGCCCCGGGGAUGGACUGGCUGCGAGGGCUGGAACGGGGCUGGGAAAUUCAUCUUUGGAGAUCGCUCCGAGCCCAGCUCCAGGUGCUUGGCCCCCUGGGAAAGGCCAGCGGCUGCAGGCUCCCCCGGGCCCUGGACACCGGAGAAGCAGUGGCAGGACCCGAGGGCAGAUGGCGCGGUGGAGCCAAGGGAGGGAGUCGAGCCCAGAGUUUGCGGAGGAGCCUGCUGCGUGGCUCCCGUGCACAGGGCCCGGUGCUGGGACCUCCGGAGGCUGCCCUGGCUGGAGGGAGCAGGCGAGGAGCCCAGGAGGGACUGGAGAGCCGCAGCCUCUGCUCAUGGAGACACCAGCAGCCCCAUUCUGCUCUGGGAGAGGACAUGGACUGGGCAGAUGUGUCCCUGCCCUGUACAGCCAGGCUGGCUCCCUGUGUGCAGCGGAUGGGCCCAGGGCUGCCUGGUGCCCGCCUGCCUCGUGCUCAGGCUGUGCCAUGUUGCUCGCGAAUAGCCAAGCCCCAGCGCACCGGAGAGCUGUGAGCCUCCACCUACCACUGUCUCACUGCCCCGGCUUGCCCCGGGCACGCCCUGCACGCUGCCCUGUGCCCCCAUCCCUGCCUUGGGGAGAUCCCACCCAUCAGCACAGGACGUACCACAGGCACCAGCCAGGCACUGUCCUCCCCGGGACCUGCGGAUCUUUCCCACCCUCCUGCCGUCUGCAGCCAGACUGCUCUGCGCAUGGCCCUGGGGCCCACUCUGCAGGGCUGGGGCGGGAGCUGGUCCUGCUGCGUGGCAGGGAGGGGCUCUGUCCCUGGCGGGUUUCCCAGGCCCCUGCCUGUCUGACUCGUGGGCCCAGCUGCACCCAGAUCUGUUGUUUGCUGUGGAUUCACCUUUCUAAAUAAAGGGUUGCUGGUACGA
Messenger RNA from Chrysemys picta bellii (western painted turtle), 3681 nucleotides. The record is from RefSeq and is a predicted model, not a curated record. Lineage: Eukaryota; Metazoa; Chordata; Testudines; Emydidae.